AUGCCUAGGUUGCUGACGUCAGCAUUGCAUCAGUUUGUCCUGUCAGCAGCUCGGGCUGAAUUUGCCCGUGGGCUUGCCUGGGCUCGUGGGACCCAGCUCUUGCCAGGGCUGACCCUUGCACGCUGGAGCUGCUUCCUUCCCCCCUGGACUUCCUUUUGCCCGAUUUUGAAGCAAGGGUGGACUUGCUCUUACGUUAAUCCAUGCAAAAUUCAUAUAGGUGUGAAAUAUAUGAUAAAAAUCACGAACGAGAACGAUUGA
This is a messenger RNA of Prunus armeniaca (apricot), 258 nucleotides long. The record is from the annotation of a GenBank genome assembly. NCBI's taxonomy places the organism in Eukaryota, Viridiplantae, Streptophyta, Magnoliopsida, Rosales, Rosaceae.